ACCAUGUUAUUAGCCCAGAUAAAUCGAGACUCUCAGGGAAUGACUGAGUUUUCUGGAGGAGGGAUGGAGGCUCAGCAUGUAACUCUCUGUUUGACAGAAGCAGUAGCUGUGCAAGAUGGUGACAAUUUAGAAAACAUGGAAGGUGUAAGUUUGCAGGCAGUUACGCUUGCUGAUGGCUCCACUGCUUACAUACAGCACAAUUCUAAAGAUGGUAAAUUAAUGGAUGGCCAGGUGAUUCAACUAGAAGAUGGCUCUGCUGCCUAUGUUCAACAUGUAUCCAUGCCAAAAAGUAGGGACAGUCUGCGCCUGGAAGAUGGACAGGCAGUUCAGCUGGAAGAUGGAACUACUGCAUUUAUUCAUCAUGCUUCAAAAGACAGUUAUGACCAGAGUGCAUUACAGGCAGUCCAGCUGGAAGAUGGAACCACUGCUUACAUUCACCAUACAGUUCAAAUGCCACAGUCCGAUACCAUCUUAGCUAUUCAAGCUGAUGGCACAGUAGCAGGCCUUCAUACAGGAGAUGCUACAAUUGAUCCAGAUACCAUCAGUGCUUUGGAGCAGUAUGCAGCCAAGGUGUCUAUUGAUGGAAAUGAAAGUGUUAGUAGCUCAGGAAUGAUAGGUGAAAAUGAACAAGAGAAAAAAAUGCAGAUUGUCUUGCAAGGACAUGGAACAAGAGUGACAGCUAAAUCUCAGCCAAGUGGAGAGAAGGCUUUUCGCUGUGAAUAUGAUGGCUGUGGAAAAUUGUACACAACAGCUCACCAUCUUAAGGUGCAUGAAAGGUCACACACAGGAGAUCGACCAUAUCAGUGUGAACAUCCUGGUUGUGGCAAAGCAUUUGCAACAGGUUAUGGAUUAAAAAGCCACGUCCGAACCCAUACUGGAGAGAAGCCCUAUCGGUGUACGGAGGAGAACUGCACCAAGUCAUUCAAGACUUCUGGGGACCUGCAGAAACAUAUCAGAACCCACACAGGUGAAAGACCAUUCAAAUGUCCCUUUGAAGGCUGUGGAAGGUCGUUCACAACAUCCAAUAUUAGAAAAGUUCACAUCAGGACGCAUACUGGUGAAAGACCCUAUUACUGUACAGAACCAGGAUGUGGGAGAGCAUUUGCCAGUGCAACCAAUUACAAGAACCAUGUGAGAAUACAUACAGGCGAGAAGCCCUAUGUCUGCACGGUUCCUGGCUGUGACAAACGUUUCACAGAAUAUUCCAGUUUAUACAAACACCAUGUUGUACAUACUCAUUCCAAACCAUACAACUGCAAUCACUGUGGGAAAACAUACAAGCAGAUUUCCACACUUGCUAUGCACAAGCGGACAGCGCACAACGACACAGAGCCAAUUGAAGAAGAGCAGGAAGCUUUCUUUGAGCCGCCUCCAGGUCAAGGUGAAGAUGUUCUAAAAGGCUCCCAGAUAACCUAUGUCACAGGUGUAGAUGGAGAGGAUGUCGUUUCCGCACAAGUUGCUACAGUUACUCAGUCAGGGCUUGGUCAACAAGUUGCAUUAAUUUCCCAGGAUGGGACCCAGCAUGUCAACAUAUCUCAGGCUGACAUGCAGGCCAUUGGAAAUACUAUUACUAUGGUAACACAAGAUGGCACCACCAUCACAGUCCCUGCGCAUGAUGCAGUCAUUUCUUCUGCAGGAACACAUUCUGUUGCAAUGGUAACUGCAGAGGGCACUGAAGGACAGCAGGUUGCUAUAGUGGCUCAAGACUUAGCAUUCCAUAGUGCCUCAUCAGAAAUGGGACAUCAGCAACAUGGGCAUCAUUUAGUGACUACAGAAACCAGGCCUGUUACAUUGUUGGCUACAUCUAAUGGAACGCAAAUUGCAGUGCAGCUUGGAGAGCAGCAGUCUUUGGAAGAAGCCAUCAGAAUAGCCUCCAGAAUACAACAGGGUGAAACACCAGGGAUUGAUGAUUAACUUCUAAUACUGCUACAAGAACAAUAGAGCAAAUGAUAUUUUAUUUUCAAUCAACAAAGGUCCAUGCCAGCUGCAAUCCAUAAAAACUUUGAUGUUUUCCUGCUCAUUCAUACUCUGUACACAUUUUAUGCAAGAGCGAAGAACGUUUUAAAACGUGCAUAACUUUUGUGUACAUGACCCGUGGAAUAGACCAGCACAAUCUUCUCAACCCAUUGUAUAUCCAGGAAUAUGAAAUUAGGAUUACAUAAUAAAUUUCCUCAUUAUCCUUUCGUCAGAUUUCAACCAGUCUACAAAAAAGCAAAAGCUGAUGUAGAAGUAUUGGAAUGAAUUUUUAAUAUAAUGUGCAAAAUAAUGAAGGCAUUAUUGAAGAUUUCAAAUGUUUAAAACAUGAUACCAAAAUCAUUUCAGGAACCCUUACAGGUAAUAAAGAAAGUAAAGCAUUUUUAAUUGUCUCCCAUAAAUAGAAGAAUCUUGGAGUUGAGCCUACUGUAAAUCUUUGCAUUUUGAUUUGCAUUUCAUACAGAUUUGAAGAUUCUUCUUAUUUAGAUUCCGCGCCCAGCUCAUUCAUUGUACAUACAGACUGUUAAUGCUGGAAGUGCUAAUUAUAUUAUCUUAAAAAUGGAUUAUGUACAAAAGAGAAACUUUGGUUGUUCAAUAUUAAAGGAAGUAAAUCUAAUUAUUCUGUUUCUUUACAUAUUUUACUUCAUCUUAAAAUGUUAUCUUCAAAUUAUGAUGCAAUAAAGGAUAACAAGUUUAUAUUAUCUAGAUAGGAUGAUACUGUGGUGUGAAGUACUGUUUUACUUUUUAAUGAGACUGAAGUGCAAAUUAUUUAUUUACUGCUUUGUAUAAAUUGUUCCAAAGUGAGUUUAUCAUGAAUUUUAUUCUGUGGUAUACUAAUUUUGACCAGCAGCUACCAUAGUGUAUUAAACAUUUAGUAUACAUUUUUCAUUUAAAAAAAUUCGGAGACACUACAAGAGUGAUUAUGAUGGCAGGUUAGCUAACACAUUUUACCAAAAAUGUAAACUCUGACCAUAAUAAAACAUUUUUUAAUUUUAAAAUGUUAUAAUAUAGAGACAAGCAUUUACAGUCUGAUUGUUCAAAGGUGCUGAGCACCUGCAGCUCCUCUUGAUUUACAUGGGAUUUAUGGAUGCUCAGAACUUCAGAAAAUCAGGCCAGAAGUCACUAGAAAUAGGUUUAAUUCCUGGUAUUGUAAGUCCACCACUAUUCAUCAUACAUCAUUCUGUAAAGAGGAUUCAUUAUAGCUGCAUGUGGAAAGAGAUAAUAAAAGGAACCUUUAAACUUUUCAUAUACCAAAAAGUGCCUUUAAUUUAGUCUGGUUAGUAGACUUGCUAAAAAAGAACCUUUGUCUUAAGAUAAGAAUUUAUGCUUGUUUUAGAUUAAUAUUCUCUUCAAAGAACCGGUCAUAUGAGGUUCUAAGUGCCCCCAACUCUCAUCUCAUAGAAGGCAGUCAGCACUUGCAGGAUAAAGCUGUAAAGGAAUAGUCAGUCCCUAGUAAGUAUUGUGACAAAAAAGUAACAUAACAAUCUUGUGCCUCAUUAUUCACUCUGGCAUUUGACCUCAAAGAACCCAGGUGCAAAUAGUCAAAUCAGUGAUUAAUUAAUGUUGUUCUGGGUUACUGAUUCUAAACUGGUUGUAUCUUUUCAGGUUGCUCAUACAUAUGACCAAAACCACUUGUAAUGAACAAGUACUGUAAUAUGGAGUAGGUUUGGGAAUACAAGAAUAUUCUCAUUGAUCUAGCAUAUCCUUGAGAUUAGGGCAAAAUUCUCGAAAGUGCCUAUUGACUUUUAAUGGGAUUUAGGCACCUAAAUCACUGAGCUGCUUUUGAAAAUGUUAUCCCCAGUCUUCCCUUAGUGUGCUGUGUAACUCCUAUUAUCACACAGAAGUAAAUGUUAUCUGGCAUGGAGGGAUAAACUGCCUGCCAGCUAGGCUAGUUUCUCACAAGCAUUUAAAAUUUGUCCCUUUAUACAAA
Molecule: messenger RNA, 3904 nt
Organism: Terrapene triunguis (Three-toed box turtle)
Lineage: Eukaryota; Metazoa; Chordata; Testudines; Emydidae
Gene: ZNF143
Product: zinc finger protein 143
Exons: 15
Coding region: 4-1914 (636 amino acids)
Biological process (GO): regulation of transcription by RNA polymerase II
Cellular component (GO): nucleus
Molecular function (GO): RNA polymerase II cis-regulatory region sequence-specific DNA binding; DNA-binding transcription factor activity, RNA polymerase II-specific
Source: RefSeq, a predicted model, not a curated record